Acaromyces ingoldii is the source of this 4071-nucleotide messenger RNA. RefSeq lists its product as hypothetical. The transcript has 3 exons. Gene Ontology annotation, molecular function: guanyl-nucleotide exchange factor activity. Bases 216 to 4007 code for a protein of 1263 amino acids. The record is from RefSeq and is a predicted model, not a curated record. Lineage: Eukaryota; Fungi; Basidiomycota; Exobasidiomycetes; Exobasidiales; Cryptobasidiaceae.
UUAAAGAAGUUCAGUAGUAGUAGUCGUCAUCGAAUAGAGCCAGCUUCGACGAGGUGAGUGUCAACAAGCGGAGAGCACAAACAACAUCGUGAAGCAUUGCUGUCAUCUUGCCGUUUUCGCAUUAGAGCCAAAGCCCCCUGAACAUGCUACCGUGCGAAGAAGGCUAAAUAAAAAUUUGGCAAAAGAGACAGGGCAUUGUGACCGCCGCCGUUGAUAUGGAUUCCACUUCGCUCCAGACCUUGAGCGAGGAGUACGAGCGGCCUUCAAAGACGCCCAGCGAUCAGUCCGUUCACCGCGUAAAUCACGUCGUUCGACAGAUGCCCUUCUCGAGCGAUGGGAGGAUUUACGCGAUGGUAGCACCAGAAAGACCACCGAGGGCCUUGCAAAGAGCCUCGAUUGUCCUACCUCUAUCACCCAGCUUCAACAAAAGAGCUUGUUCAGAUUUCCCGGCUCAAAGAAGCACAGAGGGAGUUAGAUUACCCAAGUCGACGUCGGCUUUACCCGUCUCGAGCGAGGAAGGUUCGAGAAGGGUAUCUCGAAGCGGUGAAGACUACAUGUCCGACGAGGAGGGUGUGGAAUGGGAGAUGCUUACUGGGGAAUGUAGCGCACUCAGCCAGAACAAGGUGCUCUCGCCUGGCACGGUAUCCUCCUCGGAAAUGACUUGGCAGUCCAUCGAGCAAUGGCGGCGUGGCACUACGGAGGAGCCUUUCGGAUUAAGAUCCGACAGAAAAAGUCUGUCAGAAGACAGGUCCUUCGGCUGUUCCGUCCCAUCAUAUAGCAAGCCAGGACAGCCACGAAGACUUACAGUUUCAGGUCAUUAUCCUGACAUCGACUCGUCAAAAGUGUCCCAAACAUUACAGAAGGAUCAGUGCUCCGACACCGCCGCUGACCGUUUCCAUGGAUUAUGUCACAGCAAAUUAUUGAGUUCUGCGACGCCUUCUACAACCGCCGGGUCCGACGCUGUAUCAGACUGCUUUGAAAGCGCAAUAGAAGGCGAAGACAAUACUUGGCAGCGUUCGAACGAGAACCAAGGCGAACACUGGCUUGAAUCGGCUAGAACAGACCGGCGGAAGCACGAAGAUCCAGGUAGCGACGAUGUCUCCAAGGGGAAAUCACUGCACGUUGAUGCACCGAGCUUGAAUGCACCUCACUCUGACCGCCGCCUUGAUCCUGUCGGUGUUCAGGAUGGAUUUUCUGAGAGAAUGACGUCCGUCGGGCUCGAUGUCGUUGCAACUGCUGAAGAUUCCUUCACCACAAGCUUGAGACACGUUGUCAAAAGCGAGAGGAUCCGUUCCGAACUUGCGUUCGAUGCCCUUGGGACUGAACAAGACAGACCAUUGAUCAAAUCUUGGUUCGAUCCUUCCAUCAACAAGUUACAAUCUUCGGAUCCCGCAACGAUUGGCGGCAAUAAAGCCAGACAGAGGUUGAAGGACCGUAGGCGACGACCUCGGUCAUUCUCGUUCCAAGAUGAAAGACUUUUCUUAGAAGAAACGGGAAUCGAGAAAGCUGUCAACCCGAGAGCCCUGGAUGACAAUCUCGAAAUGACAUCCUUCUGGCCCCAAACGAACGCUACAGAAAGCUGCUCGAGGGUCAAAAGCUCUUCUCAUUUGGCUUUGGAAAAGGCAGCGCAAGUCUGCCUCUCUCGCAAUGGCGCUCUGGCGGAUCAUCCAACUUCAUGGCGCUCGUCGAUGUCGGCUUCUACAUUCGAGCUGUUCUACAAGCGAUUUGGGAGCAAGGAGAUGCAACGUCAAGAGGUGAUACAGGAGCUUUGUUCAACUGAAGCUGCCUUUCUCUGCCACCUCAAUUUGCUGUCGGAUCUUCUCCAGAACACUUUACAGUCGGACGACGGGCAAUGGAGACAGGACUGCCCGCUCAAGCUUUGUAGAUUCUUCUACUGGCUCAAGGAUAUUCGAAAAGUGCAUCGGAAGCUUUCAAAAUCCUUUGCACGAGCACAAAGGGCCCACCCAACACCACUUGUCGUCAACAUUGCCGGUUCUACAUUGCGACAUAUCGAAGGUCUCAAAGCACACCUGCCCUAUAUAGUCGGCCUUAAUGGCGUGAUCUGUGCCAUCGACUCGAUCAUACAUUCAGGCAAGCUGUCGACGGCAGCUGUAACAGAGACGCCAGGCCUUCUGAAAACACAUCAGACCGAGGUCGACGAUCGAUACCCCGAAUCGAAAUCUUUGGCGGCCUCACUACAGAUGCUUGAUCAGUCUCCUAGUCUUGGUGGCUUGCCGCUCUCGAGCCAUCUCCUCAAGCCUGUCCAGAGGCUGAUGAAGUAUCCGCUCUUUUUCAAGCAAGUGGCCGAGCUGACGCCAGUUGGUCACCCAGAUCAUCUGAAGGCAGAUAAAUUAUACACACUCACAGAAGCCCUCAUUCGCGAAUUGAACGAAGUCAAGGCAAAGGAAGAGGACUACUCGGCCCUCAAGCUCUUCGAGGCAAAGGUUGACGGGCUGCCUCAAAAUUUUCGUUUGGCUUUGCGUUCCCGCCACCUCAUUCACGAAGGUCCUUUACUAUUACUGGAUCUUUCAGAAAAAGAGAUUAGCGGUAUGAAGGCCAUGGACGACGAAGAGGUGCCGAGCAACGAAUCUUCAGGCUUGGCUCUUGUGAGCACACCGUCGUACAACUCCAUUCGAGAAUCAAUGAGCUGGAGUGUAGCCGGCGCCUCGCUCUCUCCUCACGUUUUACCACUUGCAUUGUCAGGACACAAAACGCCUAGCGAAGCUACCAGAUCUCCAAGUCAUACCGAAAAGAGCAGGCAUUCAAGCAGAAACUCAAUCGUCGCACCUUCGAGAGCCGAUGUCACUGCCGUCUCAGCGGGAUCAAAGCCGAUGUGCAACUCCACGGGACGCCUGAGUUCGGUUGCGAGCUUGAUGUCUAAGAUGAGCAGUAGCAAUGGAAAAGAUGGCGGCAACAAGAGCAAUGGUUGCAAAUUUAGCAGCAGUGCUAGCAGCGAUAGCAGCAUAAGAAACUCUGUCGACAAUGCGCAUUUGGCGAAGAAAUGCAACUCGGACCUCCUCGGCAAAGCAACACCACGAACGAGCGCAAAAUUCGUCUCAGUUUUUAACGAUCUUGUCAUAUUUACCGACAAUCAUGUCAGCCGUCGGAAGGCAUCGAAGCGCAAAGGCAAGGCGUCCUCACCCAAAUCCGCCAACAAGUACAACGACGACUCGUACGAUCGUUUGCAGCUUUGCACUUCGAAUGGAGGGCCUUUUCGGGUGCUUCAUGUUCGUCGUCAUCGCGAUCAACUCAAAGACUACAAAGACAUCAUCGAAGUCGAACUUCUGCCUCUUGUUGACGGCUACACCAGCCAAUGCCGACGAGCGGUAGCCCUUUUCUUGGCAGCUACCUCAGCGCACGGAUCAGUUGCCGCGCGUGAGACUCCAGUGAAGCGAAAAACCACCAACGUGUCGUCCAUAGGGCCCUGGCUCCGGGCUUUCGAGCUUUCGCAGCUUCAUUCGGCUCACCAGCCAAACGUUCAGGAUCAAAGUCAUCACUCGACCACGCUCUGGUCUUCGGGUCCAUUGACAAUGGCGAUGACCACGGCUCAGGCAGAGUGGGCGCGCAGAGAAGCACGGGUGACAUCUAUGAUCAUGUCGGCGGCACAAAAAGGGGAAAGAGAGGAUCUGACGGGAAUACUUCAGACCAAUAUGCCCUUUCCACGAUCACCGUCCCAACAGGAGCUCGUUGAUAUGGCCGGUGUACUUCUGUGGAGAGCACAAGAGCGAUGUCGGAGCUCGCCAAUGUCGGCCGAUUCGCCUCCUCUACACGGUUGUGACCGAUCAUUUCGAAACAGAGCUUUUGCCACCGUAUCACAAAAUCUUUUCGAUGGGCCCAAAGUCUUGUACAAAGAAGGCGAAGAUAGGCAGUCGGAGGAGAUGGCUUGGUGGAAGUUGCGAAUACACGAGACUCAGAAGGAGGAAGGGGAGAGGAAUGAAUUGCAAGGUAUCCUGAACACGAUUGAGCAAAAGGGUCGGCUUGCUCGACAAACCGCGCAUACUGCUUGAGACUUUCGCUAUCUCACCUCGUAUUGCCUCAUCAGAUUUAAUUGGCUAUCGUCAUUUCGAAACA